This is a messenger RNA of Cygnus olor (mute swan), 2141 nucleotides long. RefSeq names its product serine/arginine repetitive matrix 3 (gene SRRM3). The transcript is spliced from 15 exons. The coding region runs from base 114 to 2000 and encodes 628 amino acids. Gene Ontology annotation, molecular function: mRNA binding. NCBI's taxonomy places the organism in Eukaryota, Metazoa, Chordata, Aves, Anseriformes, Anatidae. The record is from RefSeq and is a predicted model, not a curated record.
UGUCCAGCGCUUCAGGAGGGGCCGCGCCGAGCCCAGCCGGGAGGGGCCGGGCCGGGGCUGCGGGAACAGCGGCGGCGGGCGGGUGCUGCGUGCCUCCAGGCCACCACACCAGCAUGGCUCUCUACAACAACGGGGCCAACGCGCCCUCGCCGCAGGAAGCCUCCAACGGCUUCGCGCAGCCCGGCGCCUCGGGGACGUGGCACAAGGCCGAGGAGGAGGUGAGGCUGGCGGAGCCCAGCCUGGUGAAGAAGGCUCACCGCGAGAUCCUGGACCACGAGCGCAAGCGGCGGGUGGAGCUCAAGUGCAUGGAGCUGCAGGAGAUGAUGGAAGAGCAAGGGUACUUGGAAGAGGAGAUCCGGCAGAAAGUGGGGACCUUUCGGCAAAUGCUGAUGGAGAAGGAAGGCGUGCUCACCAGGGAAGACCAGCAUGGGCGCCAAAUAGUGAUAGAGAACCACCACGGGCUGGACGGGGAGGACUACGCGGCGCAGUACCCCGAGUACGGCGAGGGCUGCCUGCUGCAGUGCGACUGCUCGGCCGAGUGCUAUCGCGACGACAGCAGCCACCGCGAGUACAGGCUGAAAAGACGGUCCAGCAGCUCCACCUCGCCGCCACCCAAGAAGAAAAAGAAAAAGAAAUCGGGUCACCGUCGGAGCCGCAAAAAGAGGAAACCCGGCUCGGAGCGCAGCUGCGACAGCUCCUCACCGAUCCGCAAGGAGAAGAAAAAGAAGACUGGAAAGAAACACAGACGCGACAGGUCUGAGUCGGGGUCCCGGAAGAAGAGAAGACACAGGUCCCGCAGCCCCAAAAACAAGCGGAAAGAGAAAAACAAAGAGCGCAAGAGGUCCCGCAGCGAGUCGCCGGCCUGGCGGUCGCACCGGCGCAGCAGCUGCAGCUCGCACAGCGCUUCGCUCUCCUCUGACUACAGCAACUCCAAAUCCCCCGGCAGGCUAAGCCCCAAGCACCGCGAGGACGGCCCCAAGGGCAGCAGCGCCCGCUCCAGCCGCAGCCCGUCCUCCUCCUCGCCGCGCCGCUCGGCCUCGCCGCACCAGAACGGGCACAAGGGCAGCGCCCAGAACGGCCGCCACAGCCACGGCGCCGCGCUCGAGGAGCCGCCGGAUAGGCUGGCCUCGCCGUCCCCCUCUCCGCGGCCUCGCGGCAGGACGGAGCCGCCGUCCCCCCGCGCCCGGGGCGGCCGUCACGGCGCCCGCAGCCCCCGCUCGCCCUCGCCGGAGCGAGCCAAGCACGGCCACCGGCACCGCUCCCGCUCCGCCUCGCCGCCACGCCACCGCGGCCAGGCCCCCCGCCAGCCGGCCCCGACGGGGCUCAGCCCCACCGGCUACAGCAGCGACUCGGAGGGCUCGGCCUGCUCCCACCCGCUCGGCCCCGACAGGACCCACGGCGCCCACGCCAAGAAGGUGAAGGAGCGGCACCACCGGGGCCGGCCCAACAGCAGCUCAGAGUCGUCGGCCAAGCACUCUCGGCACGGGGCCUCCGAGCGCAGGAAGAGCCCCUCGCACAGCACCGGGCACCGCAGCAGCUCCUGGAGCUCCAGCGGCUCCCUCUCCAAAUCCCGCUCCCGCUCGCGGGAGAAGAGGGCCGGGCGCAGCCGCAGCCGCUCGCCCUCGCAGAAGAAAACCGCCAGCAGAGAGAAGGACAAUGAGCCCCGAACACGCCACAGCGACCCCGAUCCCGCCCGGGCCCGGCGCCGCUCCCGAAGCUACUCCCCCAUCAGGAAGAGGAGGCGCGAUUCCCCCAGCUUCAUGGAGCCCAGGAGGAUCACCAGCGCUCGCAAGCGUCCCAUCCCCUACUACCGCCCCAGCCCCUCGUCCUCCAGCUCGCUGAGCACCUACUCGUACAGCCGCAGCCGGAGCCGCAGCUACGACAGCUACAGCACCAGCCGCAGCCGCAGCCGGACUCGCAGCCCCCCCAGCCGCUCGCGAAGCCCCAGCCGCAGCCCCAGCUACAACAGCCGCAGCAGCUCGGAGAGCGCCGGCUUCUGAGCCCCGCAGCCCCCCCACCCCAGCCCCGGGAGAACCCCCCCAGGAGGUGGAAAAAAAACGGGGGGGGCUGCUAAGGAUGGAAAGCGGGAGGAAAGUCAGGGGGCGGAUGGAAACCUUGCGGGGCAGUGGGCGACCCCGAGC